Octopus bimaculoides (California two-spot octopus) is the source of this 1588-nucleotide messenger RNA. RefSeq names its product trimeric intracellular cation channel type 1B.1. Lineage: Eukaryota; Metazoa; Mollusca; Cephalopoda; Octopoda; Octopodidae. Gene Ontology annotation, molecular function: potassium channel activity; identical protein binding. The record is from RefSeq and is a predicted model, not a curated record. Gene Ontology annotation, biological process: potassium ion transmembrane transport. Gene Ontology annotation, cellular component: membrane.
UCAUCGUCGUGCUAAAAGAGGGCGCUUUGAUAGAGCCUAGCAAAGCUGAGCGUGUUUAUGAGAUAUCUUGAAUGGUUUAUGCAUCAGUGUGUAAUUAGCCAUACAGUUAGCGGCGGCAACAGUAGUAGUACUGGUAGUAUUAGUAAAAAUCGUCGGAAUCAGGAGGGACGUUAUUAUUAUAAACUCUUUUCACCUUUCAUAACUCUAACAUAUUCUUGAAUAAAUAGUUCGUUACCCUUCCUAUCUUUCCUGUUUGAUAGCAGGAGUAACAAUAGAAAUAAUAAUAACAAUCAAUUAAUAGUGUUAGUAAUAAAUAUCUUCUCGGUAAUCACUUCGCAACGAUUCCCCGUUAAUAAAACCGAAACCCCGUUAGAAUACCUACCUCCUCCUACUAACUAAACCAACAAGAAAAUCAGCAGCAGUAGUGGCAAUAUUACGAACCAGUAGUAGCAGCAGUUUUGGUGACGAGUGGGGAAUAACGGACGAAAAAUCUAGCCGUCAUCACCUGUCAAUAAUAAGAAAGUACCCCUGCCUAUACGCAAGACAUCCGCAGAUUCUUCGUCCUCUGCUCUGACAUUUUUCAAUCCUCAUCUCUGUUUCGUUAUCUUAAGUUUUUCUCCCCAUUUUACCACCACGGAUCUCUCAACGCUAACCAACAUCAUGGAUCCUCAGACAUUCUUGAACAUCGCUCAAACGGUCACCAAGCUGAAAAUGUACCCGUAUUUCGACAUAGCACAUUACACGAUGAUGUGCUUGUCUGUUCGCGAGGACACCCCAAACCAGGAUUCAGAAUCAGACAAUACCUUCUCGCGCAAACAUCCUGUAUGCUGUUGGUUGUCUUGUAUGCUGACCUGUUUCGCUGGGAGCAUUCUUGCUAACUUGUUACUUGGAGAAGCCUGCUUGAUACCAUUUAAAAACCACACAGAUAUCCUAACAGCCACAGCAGUAUGGUAUUUGAUAUUUUACUCACCAUUCGACAUAGUUUACAAACUAGUCAAAUUUCUACCAUUCAAACUGUGCAUUGGAACUCUAAAGGAAACUCAGAGAGCUCACAAAGUUUACCAUGGUGUCACCUACACAGCCAAACUCUUCCCACAUGCCUACCUACUUAUUGUAAUAAUUGGUACUGUUAAAGGAGCUGGAAGUGGAAUCAUAAAAGCAUUUGACAGGUUUCUGCGUGGCAUUUGGGUCCCAAAUAGCAACGAGUUUCUGCAGCCUUCUUUAUACACAAAAGCUUGCUUGAUUGCAUCAAUAAUUUUUGUGCUGGAAAAAACCAGUGUGAUUGAAGCUCCACAUGCAGUGAUCUACUUUGGUGUCGUCAUUUUCUUUGUUUACUUCAAACUGUCCUCACUUCUCUUUGGAAUCCAUGACCCUUUUGUUCCAUUUGAGAACCUAUUCUGUGCGAUAUUCCUUGGUGGAAUGUGGGAUGCCAUGCGUCGCGCUAUCAGCAGCAGCAAGUCAUCUGAUGACUCUGGCAAAAGCAAGUCAGAGAAGAAGAAUGAUUAGAACUUGAAAUCAGGAAUAGUGGCAAAAACAUGGGUGGGAGAUAGUAAUUGGUAUGUUUUUUUUUUAGUUUUUUUUUUUUUUU